AUGAACGCCGAUGAGUCGCAAGAGAUUUUGAGGAUCACCGGCCCGAACAUGUGCAGCUUCAAUUGGUGCUGUAAUUGUUGUGCGGACAAGAUUUUCGAUCUGGAGACGCCUGAUCGCCAAUUAGUUGGCACAAUUCGAAAAAAAUGGAGUGGACCGGUGAAAGAGAUGUUCACCGAUGCAGAUAAUUUCAUUGCUGAGUUCCCAAUUGAUUUGGACGCAAAAGCAAAAGGAACACUGCUUGGCGCCACGUUCUUAAUUGACUUUCUCGCUUUUGAAAACAAUCAAAAUCAACAAAAAAGU
Messenger RNA from Mesorhabditis belari, 300 nucleotides. NCBI's taxonomy places the organism in Eukaryota, Metazoa, Nematoda, Chromadorea, Rhabditida, Rhabditidae. The record is from the annotation of a GenBank genome assembly.